Molecule: messenger RNA, 1903 nt
Organism: Lathyrus oleraceus (garden pea)
Lineage: Eukaryota; Viridiplantae; Streptophyta; Magnoliopsida; Fabales; Fabaceae
Product: isoflavone 3'-hydroxylase
Exons: 2
Coding region: 243-1745 (500 amino acids)
Molecular function (GO): monooxygenase activity; oxidoreductase activity, acting on paired donors, with incorporation or reduction of molecular oxygen; heme binding
Source: RefSeq, a predicted model, not a curated record
AAAAGAAUGAUUUAGAUUAUUUUUAUAAAAAUUAUAGUUAAUUUUGUCCAUGUAAGAAAAAUUAGUUGGAAUAUAUUCUCUCUCCUCUAAAUUCUCUAAAUUUGAGAAAAAGUGGUUGUUGAAGAAUUUAGCUCCUCUUCACUACUCUGCCUACUCCUCCUCGAGUGUUUCUAUAUAUACACACGAGCAACUCUCCAAUUCUUAAUACAAAAACCAAUCAACCAACAAAAAGUGUUAAAAAAAUGUCACCUUUAUUCUAUUACUCUUUCCUCUCUCUAACCUUCAUAAUAACCAUCAAAAUUUUACUCCAAACCCAAUCAAGAAGGCUAAAAAACCUUCCACCAGGUCCACCAACAAUCCCCAUAAUUGGCAACCUCCACCACCUAAAACACCCUCUCCACCGUACCUUCGCAACCUUGUCCCAAAAAUACGGCGACAUCGUUUCCCUUUGGUUCGGUUCGCGCCUAGUUGUCGUCAUCUCUUCGGCUUCUUUAGUCGAGGAAUGUUUCAUCAAAAACGACGUCGUUUUAGCAAACCGCCCACGCUUCUUAACAGGAAAAUACAUCUUCUACGACUACACCACCUUAGGGUCAGUUUCUUACGGGGACCAUUGGCGUAACCUACGCCGUAUAACAACCAUUGAUGUUCUCUCUAACAACCGUCUUACCUCUUUUUUGGGAGUUCGGACAGACGAAGCAAAUAGACUUAUACAAAAUAUUAUAAAGCAUGGGGCUUCUAGAGAUUUUAUCAAAGUGGAACUCCGGUCGAUACUGACGGAGAUGACGUUUAAUGGUAUGAUGAGAAUGAUAUCGGGAAAACGGUAUUACGGAGACGACGGAGACGUGACGGAAGUCGAAGAAGCUAAACAGUUUAGGGAAAUAAUAAGUGAGAUAUUGUCGCUGUUAGGUGCUAAUAACAAGGGUGACUUUUUGCCUUUGUUAAGGUGGUUUGAUCUUGAUGAUUUGGAGAAGAGGUGCAAGAAAAUUGCAAACAGAGCUGAUGCAUUUUUGGAAGGACUCAUUCAAGAACAUCGCAGCGCGAAUCAUGGUAAUGGAGAUACCAUGAUUGAUCAUCUUUUGAAGCUUAGUGAGGUGCAGCCUGAAUAUUAUUCUUCUCACAUCAUCAAAGGUCUUAUUCAGGCCAUGCUUCUUGCAGGAACGGACACAUCAGCACUAGCUAUAGAAUGGGUGAUGUCUGAAUUAUUAAACCAUCCAGAAGUGUUGAACAAAGCAAAGGAAGAAAUAGAGACUCAAGUUGGAAAAAACAAGAUAAUAGAUGAACAAGAUUUACCAAAACUUCCAUAUCUCCAAAACAUAAUCUCUGAGGCACUUAGGUUACAUCCACCAGCACCAUUACUUUUACCACAUUAUUCUUCAGAGGAUUGUACCAUUGGAGGAUUCAAUGUUCCAAAAGAUACUAUAAUUUUGACUAAUGUUUGGGCCAUUCAUAGAGAUCCAACACGUUGGAGUGAUGCUUUGAGUUUUAAGCCAGAGAGGUUUGAAAAAGAAGGGGAAGUGAACAAAUUGAUGGCGUUUGGGAUAGGAAGAAGAGCCUGUCCUGGAUUGAGCUUGGCUCAACGUACGGUGGGCUUAACUGUGGGCUUGUUGGUUCAAUGCUUUGAGUGGAAAAGAGAGAGUGAGGAGAAACUUGAUAUGAUGGAGGGUAAAGGUAUUGCCAUGCCUAAAAAGAUCCCAUUUAAGGCUCUGUGUAAAGCACUACCUAUUGCCAAUGAUCUUAUGAAGUGAUGAGUGAAUUGCAUCUUUUUUUUCUUCUACUUGAGGAGAAGCUAGCUUGAAUGUUAUAUUUUAUAUGGAUAUGUCAAACUCUAAGCUAUCUAAUAUUGAGAAUAAACUAUGUAUUUUAAUAAGUUUGCUUUAAUAUUAAAUAUUAAGCUUUGUAUGCA